This is a messenger RNA of Thermothielavioides terrestris NRRL 8126, 1079 nucleotides long. RefSeq lists its product as uncharacterized. The transcript is spliced from 3 exons. Bases 119 to 778 code for a protein of 219 amino acids. Gene Ontology annotation, biological process: intracellular protein transport; Golgi organization; endoplasmic reticulum to Golgi vesicle-mediated transport. Gene Ontology annotation, cellular component: Golgi apparatus; COPII-coated ER to Golgi transport vesicle; endoplasmic reticulum-Golgi intermediate compartment. The record is from RefSeq and is a predicted model, not a curated record. NCBI's taxonomy places the organism in Eukaryota, Fungi, Ascomycota, Sordariomycetes, Sordariales, Chaetomiaceae.
CGACUGCUGUGAGACUGGGGAAAACAGGUUGAAGCCGACAAUUCCAGCAGCGCAUAAUCCCCAUCCCAGUGCUUCCCACCUGCUGCCGCCGAGGCGAUCUUGGCCGUCAAUAGCUACGAUGAGGGCGUUUCUCCCGCUGCUGUCGCUGGCCGCCGUGGCCCGGGCCCUCUACUUCUACAUCGAUGUCACGAGCCCGAAAUGCUUCUACGAAGAGCUCCCUAAGGACACCCUGGUGGUGGGCCAUUACACGGCUGAGGAGUGGGACGACCACAGGCACGCCUGGCAAAGGCACGACGGCAUCACCAUCUACAUCUCUGUCGACGAGAUCUUCGACAACGACCACCGGGUCGUCUCCCAGCGGGGCGGCUCGACCGGCAAGUUCACCUUCACGGCGGCCGAGGCGGGCGACCACAAGAUCUGCUUCACGCCGUCCUCCAACAGCGGCCGGGCCAACUGGCUGUCGGCGUCGAGCCCGAACGGCGGCAUCCGCCUGACGCUGGACAUGGCCAUCGGCGAGACCAGCGCGCUCGAGGGCACCGACAAGGAGAAGAUGCAGGACCUGGCCACGCGCGUGCGCGACCUCAACGCGCGCCUGAACGACAUCCGCCGCGAGCAGGUUUUCCAGAGGGAACGCGAAGCCGAAUUCCGCGACCAGUCCGAGAGCACCAACGCCCGCGUCGUCCGGUGGAUCCUGAUCCAGCUCACCGUGCUGGGCGUGACAUGCGCCUGGCAGCUGUCGCAUCUGCGGGCCUUCUUUAUCAAGCAGAAGCUCACAUGAGGAAGGCGGGGAGACUUUCCUGAUUUGUAGAAAAAAAGGAGAAGAGAAAGAAGGCAAGGGAGGGCUACGUUAAGAUAUCCCUCGUCGUGUCAUGUGUUCUCUCGGCGUACGGACGGUCGUUCCAUGCUGUCUUGAAGAUUAUCUGUUGUUGUAUGGAUUGGGUGCCUCGCUAAGUAAGGAUCGGACGCUGUGUCUUGUGGCCCAGACAGAGCUAGGCAGGAUUGUCACAUGGGAUUGGGAGCCGGGGUUUUUAGACGAAUUCGUAUGAUAGGUAUAUAUGCACGCGGUCAUGAUGAGCCUU